Molecule: messenger RNA, 1304 nt
Organism: Callorhinus ursinus (northern fur seal)
Lineage: Eukaryota; Metazoa; Chordata; Mammalia; Carnivora; Otariidae
Source: RefSeq, a predicted model, not a curated record
GCGGCCCGCCAGCUCGGAGCCGGUCGCCUCUAGCACACGCCGCUCGGUCCCGGGCGGAUCAGGGACAGACUCCCAGCCCCGUAAAUAGAGUCCAAGUGGGCGGGGAACCGCCCCGCGCCGCCGGCUCAUGUCUCUAAGGAGCCAACUGUCCGGCCGCCUGGCACAGCUGCGCGCGGCGGGGCAGCUGCUCUGCGUCCCGCGCCCCUGGGCCGGCCCCUCGGCGGGUGCCACGCGAACCCGCAGCAGUGCGUCCGGCCCCCCGGUGUCCCAGGGCGCGGACAGGCCCCGCGCGCGGACCCCAGCGGGAGUUGGGGCUUGGGGGGCGGCGGCAGUGGGGGAGAGGAGCGCCGGGGUGCGCACCUGGGCCCCCCUGGCCAUGGCGGCGAAGGUGGACCUGAGCACCUCCACCGACUGGAAGGAGGCAAAAUCAUUUCUGAAGGGCCUGAGUGACAAGCAGCGGGAGGAACAUUACUUCUGCAGGGACUUCAUCAGGCUGAAGAAGAUCCCGACCUGGAAAGAGACGGCAAAAGGGGUGACCGCGAAGGUGGAGGAGCCGAAGUACAAGAAGGAUAAGCAGCUCAACGAGAAGAUCUCCCUGUUCCGAGGUGACAUCACCAAGCUGGAGGUGGACGCCAUCGUCAACGCCGCCAACAGCUCCCUGCUUGGAGGCGGUGGUGUGGACGGCUGCAUCCACCGCGCCGCGGGACCCCUGCUCACCGACGAGUGCCGGACCCUGCAGAGCUGCGACACCGGCAAGGCCAAGAUCACCGGCGGCUACCGGCUGCCGGCCAAGUAUGUCAUCCACACGGUGGGACCCAUCGCCCACGGAGAGCCCAGCGCCAGCCAGGCGGCCGAGCUCCGCAGCUGCUACCUGAGCAGCCUCGAUCUGCUGCUGGAGCAUCGGCUCCGCUCCGCGGCAUUCCCCUGCAUCUCCACCGGCGUGUUUGGGUCUAUGGGCCCCUCCAGAGCAAGGCAGGUGAAAACCUGCGGUAAGACCACACAGCCAGGGUGUGGGCGGCCCCCCGCCCAGGCUAAGCAGACCCUGGCGCAGGUGGACCGACUCAUCAUCUGUGUGUUCCUGGAGAAGGACGAAAGCAUCUACCUGCAGCGGCUCCCCCACUACUUCCCAGUGGCCUGACGGCACCCACCGCCCACCCUGCCCAGGACUGACUCGCCUGGGCCUACUGGACCUCACUCCCAGCUCUAAGAGGUCCCCGAAGCCUGCAGCUGGGCCUGGGCCCCCAGUUCUUCCCCUCAGCCCCCCAGGAGCCUCCUAAUAAAGACCACCCUUGCUGCGGCGGCUA